Molecule: messenger RNA, 3138 nt
Organism: Tarenaya hassleriana
Lineage: Eukaryota; Viridiplantae; Streptophyta; Magnoliopsida; Brassicales; Cleomaceae
Exons: 3
Coding region: 628-2676 (682 amino acids)
Molecular function (GO): protein binding
Source: RefSeq, a predicted model, not a curated record
GAAGAAAUCCACAAAGAUGAAGCAUUCGUUGUGGCACGACAGCCUUUGUCGUGUCUUUUAGAUGAAGCUUUGUCGAAAUCUUACCCAUUUCAGAUGCACAGAGCCCACAUGCUCGAAUCUUUUCUUCAUCAUCUCCUCCUCCAAAUCCCCACCACAUUCUCUCAUCCUUCCCCUCUAAUUUUCCCGGAAAGUUCAAACCUUUUUUCCCGAGAAAACCAUCACCCGAUGAGAUUUCCCGACGCAUAGCUUCGUCUUGUUCCAGAAGAGGAAAGUUUGCCCCUUUCCUUAAUUUUGUUCCAUUACCCAUUACAGAUCUCGAUUACGAUAGAGGCGUAGAAGCUCUUCUGUAUCUGUAAGUCUUGGGUUUUGUUCUGUUUCCUACACUUUGCAUGUGUUCUUUGAUGCGAUCAUGCAACUAUUUCUUGUCUGCAACUGUUCCAUUGCCAGAUUUGUCGGAUUGUGUUGUAUAGCUUUCUGAAAGCUCACAUGAAUUCAGCAUAAUCUCGUGGGCGGUUUCUUUGUAUUUAGCAUCUAAUCUAAACCGCCAAAGGUAGAAUCUUGGAUUGGAUACGAGGUUAAAGUCUUGGAUUUAGAAUCUCCCUCUGUGCUUCGUUUCUGGGAAUUGAAAUGGGGAAGCAAAAGGGAAAGCAGAAGUUGCAGAAUGAGGGAACAUCUGAAGAUAAUGGUGAUAAUGACAAUAACAUGGUAGAGACAGUAGAUUGUGUAGUAAGGGCACGGGGAUUGAAGGAAGAGGGAAACAAGUUGUUUCAGAAGAGGGAUUACAAAGGGGCAAUGUCGAGAUACGAGGAAGCAAUCAAAGUGCUUCCGAGGGAUCAUGAAGAAGUGCCUGAUAUCCGAGCUUACAUGGCCACAUGCUAUAUGCAGAUGGGUCCAAAUGAAUACCCGAAAGCAAUCCAUGAAUGUGACUUGGCACUUAAGGUGAAUGCUAAUCAUAGCAAAGCUUUGUUGAAGAGGGCAAGGUGCUAUGAGGCAUUGAAUAAGUUGGAUUUGGCUCUAAGAGAUGUUUGCAUGGUUUUGGAGAUGGAUCCAAACAAUCCAAUGGCUUCCGAAAUCUCGGAGAAGUUAAGGAGAACCCUAGAGAGCAAAGGGUUACGGGUGAAAGAUGCGGUUAUAGAGUUGCCACCAGAUUACGUUGAACCGGCCGAGGCUUCUACUGCACUGUGGGUUGUAGAAGACAAAACACAAGACAAGAAAAAGAAGGGCAGCAACCAGGUUCUGGAUUCAGAAAAGGGCAAGGAAAAAGCUACCAAUAAGCAGAAUAAGAAGAAAGGAAAGGAAAAACGGGCAGAUAAGGUAGAUGAAACACGAGAAGAACAGGAUAAAGAGAUUAUAGCAGAGGAGGUGUUGCAUAAAAGUGUUGAAGAGGUAAAGAAGACUGUAAAAUUGAUAUAUGCCGAUGAUGUAAGAUGGGCCAAGGUACCGUUAAACUGUACUCUCUUUCAACUGAGGGAAAUCAUUCAUGAUCGGUUUUCCAGCCUCAGGGCAGUCCAUAUAAAGUACAGGGACCCUGAAGGGGAUUUGGUAACAAUCACAACUAAUGAAGAAUUAAGGAUGGCUGAAGCAUCGGAAAAUACACAGGAUACUAUGAAAUUCUAUGUUGUGGAAGUUAGUCCUGAACAGGACCAGUUUUUUGGAAGAUUGAUCGAGAGUAAGAAGCUUAAAACAACAAUUGAUACUCGUAUUUCCAAGGUGAAAAGACAAGGUACAUGUAAAAUCGAAGAUUGGAUGACUGAAUUUGCUCGGCUUUUUAAGGAUCAAGUCACAGUUGAUUCUCGUGCAUGCUUGAAUCUUCAAGAACUCGGCAUGAAAAUUUAUUCUGAAGCUAUGGAGGAGGCAGUAACCUCUGAAGAAGCUCAAGGACUUUUCGACAGAGCAGCCGAUCAAUUCCAAGAAAUGGCUGCCCGGUCAUUGUUAAAGCUAGGUCACGUGUUCAUGUCCCGAGCAAGGAAAAGGUUGAGCUUCUCGCAAAAUGUUUCUAUGGAAUCCAUACCGAAGCAGACUGAAACUGCUUAUGAAUGGGUUCAGAAGGAAUACACAGAAGCAAGAAAGAAAUAUGAAGAAGCCAUGAGAAUAAAGCCAGAUUUAUAUGAAACCUUCCUGGCAUUAGGUCUGCAGCAAUUUGAGGAGGCAAAACUUUCUUGGUAUUAUGUACUUUUCAGCCAUAUUGAUUUGAAAACAUGGCCUUGUGAAGUUGUGUUACAGCUUUAUCAAAAGGCUGAAAACAACAUAGCAAAGAGUAUACAAUUGUGGAAAAAGUUGCAUGGAGAGAUACCGGACGGUCCACAUCUAGAUACCCGAGCAGAUGCAGCGGAAAAGUUCAAGUCUCGGCUAAAUAUUUUGUGGGCUGCCAUACUUUACGAGAGAUCGUUAAUGGAAUACAAACUCGACCUACCCGUCUGGAAAGAAUGUCUAGAUGCUGCAAUGAAGAAGUUUGAGGUGGCUGGAACAUGUGCCAUGGACGAGGAAAAUUACGCAAAAAAUAAUACUCUUAGGGAUAUGAGAUUCCAAAUGGAGGAUGUAACACAGAUAUGUAACGAGAUAGAUGGAGCGAAAACAUGGAGAACCGAGAUCCCUUCUGACCAGUUGCGAAAGAUAUUUAAGAGGAGAAUCUCGGAUAUUUUUCACGUAUCAGAGACCGAAAUCCAUUGUGGUUGAAGGUUCUUUUGCGGGUGCAAAUUUCCAUGUCUCGAUUAUUACAGGUGGUAUCUUAUUUGGGUUUUUUCGGGUAACGAUCAUAUGUUCAACUUUGAGAAUUGACAUUGGAGAAAUUGAGGCCCAAGCUUUCUGAGAUUAUCCAGUUUGGUCUGCCGAAGUUUGUGUCUUCUGCUUCAAUGUCUCUUCUGGUGAGCUGUGUAAGCAAACAGAUAACACAGAGCUUUGAUUACUUCAUUGGUUUUGUCUGAAAUUUGUUUUUUAGUGAGAGAGUGAAGCAUAUAUAUAUAUAUAUAUAUAUAUAUAUAUAUAUAUAUAUAGAGAGAGAGAGAGAGAGACCAACUGUUUUCUGGAACCUCCCCCAGAGUUGUGUGAAAACUCAUUCAGACAUUCUUUUGUACCUUUAUGUUGCUGUUAUGUUCCCAGUUCUGACAGAAAAUUAAGUUUUAAGACAAGCAGCAGUCA